Aureococcus anophagefferens is the source of this 1751-nucleotide messenger RNA. RefSeq lists its product as hypothetical. The record is from RefSeq and is a predicted model, not a curated record. The annotation marks the transcript as partial. Gene Ontology annotation, molecular function: actin filament binding. The transcript has 2 exons. Gene Ontology annotation, biological process: parallel actin filament bundle assembly; actin crosslink formation. Lineage: Eukaryota; Pelagophyceae; Pelagomonadales; Pelagomonadaceae. Gene Ontology annotation, cellular component: cortical cytoskeleton.
CCAGUCCGUCGCGGCGCACAGGACGGGGAAGGCCUCGAGCACGAGCAGCUUCCACCGCCGGUCCGCGGCGUCUAAAACCUCGGCCACGACGGCGUAGGACCGCGGCUGCGCCUGGGCAGCACAAGAGUGAUUCAACGUCGCUUCAACGUGAGUGUUCCGCGCGCGCGCGUUCCGGAAAAAGCAUCCACGCUUCGAGACCGUUCCGAGAGAUGAUCGCUCGUCCAAAAGUCAGGCGAAGCGGGUGGAAAACGGCCGAGAUAUGAGCCUUUGAAGUUGGGAAUUUCGCUCUCUUUUGCUGCCCGCGGCUGCGCCUCCUGCCGCAGGUCGUCGGCGGCCCAGAUCUCGCCCGUCGCCGCCGUGCGCCGCUCGAGGCCGAUGCCCGCGAAGGCGCGCGACGCGUGCACGACGUGGGUCUUGAAGAGCUGCGCCGCGAGCGUGAGCGCUCUUUCCUGCUCGCGGCUCCGCGACGCGCCCCGCAGCGCCUCCGCGGCCUCGACGAAGCGCAGCGUCUCGACCUGCGGCUCGCUCAGGACCGCCUCGAAGGCGCACCGGAAGGCCCCGGAGCGCGCGAGGAGCUUGCGCAGCGCGCCGCCGACGUCCAGCGACUCGCCGGGCGGGCCGAGGCGCAGCAGCGGCGAUUGGACGCGCGGGCCGAGCUGGCCGUGCUUCCGGAUGCCCGUGAAGCGGCCGUUGCCGAGCAAGGCGCUCGCCACCGAGGCGGCCCGGCCGGCGCCGCUCACGUGCUUUGGGGGCGGCAGCACCGCCGCCAUCCCACUCUCGAAGCCGAAACCGCGGCCGCGUCUGGAUACAAUGUUAUUGAACAUAUCAAGACGAUAUACUUGAGUAUAGUCUGUGGCUCUGCGGCCUGUUCCAGCCGCGAAGAGAAGCAUGGCCGCCAUGGAGGGCAAACGGCGCGUGUCGAUCCACGACCCCUUCGACGGGAACGAGGACAACAACCCCUACAAGGUCAAGGGGUCGCGCCUGCGCGCGCACACCCAGGGCGACAAGUUCACCGAACUCUGCAACCAGGAUCCGGUCGACCAGUGCGAGUACUUCCUCAAGAGCUUCAUCUUCGCCCUCGGCGACUCCUGGAAGGACGUGCCCCAGAUGUGCUCCGACUACCAGAAGCACGCGAAGGACACGGGCCCGUCGGACUGCUCCAUGAACCACAUCCAGGCCGCCGACUUCCUCCAGAAGCACGGCAAGACGCGCACGGGCAUCCAGCGCAAGCACGAGAUCGAGGACGUCGACAUGAACAGCGACGGCCAGAUCUCGUUCAUCGAGUACCUCAUCCUCCACUACAAGGCGAUGAUCCUCAAGGAGUACUACGAGCGCCACGAGGCCGCGCCCGAGGAGGACCUGGGCAACGACUGCGUCGGCGUCUGCGGCGUCGGCAAGAAGCUCCUCGAGGAGCUCUUCACCAUGCCCAAGGGCCUGAGCCCGCAGCUCGAGGCCGCGCUCGAGGCCUUCGCGGACGAGAAGAAGAAGCGCGAGGCGAAGAUCAAGGAGCUCACGGCCAAGGCGGAGAAGGGCGGCGUCAAGGGCAUGGCCGCCAAGCAGGAGCUCGUCAUCCUCGAGAGCGGCGACAAGACGGAGAUGAACCGCAUCGAGCUCACGCUCAACGCCGCGAAGCGCAAGGCCAACAAGCAGAGCGGCGAGGACGCCCUCAAGAAGGAGAAGGAGAAGCAGGCCGCCGAGCUCAAGAAGGCCGCCGAGGCCAAGAAGGCCAAGAUGAAGGCGCGCAUGGCCAU